GUGGUACCAAAGCCCCAUUGGCCAAUCGUCGCUACCAGCUCGUCGACCGCAUCUCACAGAUGCGUACUAAACUGCACAGUGCUCGCCUGUAUUAGGGUUUAUAUGCGUUGAGUUAGCUAGAAAAGUCACUCGAUCAACAACAUCGGUUUAAACAUCGUCCUCGGGUACUUUUGUGUCGGAUUCGUCGGUUCUUUCCACUCCAUCACCAUGACGGCGGACACUGAGCUCCACGCUAGGAACGGACAUGUUCUGCCGGAGCCGCCGGCGUCGAUUGACACAUUUGAUCACUCGUACAAAGAACAGGAAGGCCCCAAACCUCCCAAGGAAAUAGUAUGGAAAAAUGUAGUAUUGAUGACCUUCCUGCACGCCGGGGCAUUCUACGGAUUGUUCCAAGUCCCCUCAGCAUCUUAUAUGACCUUGCUUUGGUCCGGCGUGUGCUUUGUGAUCAGUGCUUUAGGGGUAACAGCGGGAGCCCACCGUUUGUGGAGUCACCGGACUUACAAGGCCUCCCUACCCCUACGAGUGUUUCUUGGCUUGGCUAACUCCAUGGCCUUUCAGAAUGACAUCUUCGAGUGGGCACGAGACCAUCGGGUCCACCAUAAGUACUCUGAGACGGACGCAGACCCCCACAACGCCGUACGGGGAUUCUUCUUUGCCCACAUUGGAUGGCUCAUGGUUCGCAAGCACCCCGACGUCAUAGAAAAAGGACGCAAGCUGGAGCUCAGUGACCUGAAGGCAGAUAAAGUUGUCAUGUUUCAAAGGAAGUACUACAAGUCGUCUGUGGUGCUCAUGUGCUUCAUGCUGCCCAUGGUGGUGCCCUGGUACAUGUGGGGAGAGUCCCUUUGGGUGGCCUACUUUGUGCCUUCCCUGCUGAGGUACACCCUGGUCCUCAACGCCACCUGGCUGGUCAACAGCGCCGCCCACAUGUGGGGCAACAGGCCGUACGACACCGGCAUCAACCCCAGGGAGAACAAGUUUGUGACCUUCAGUGCCAUAGGUGAGGGAUUCCACAACUACCACCACACGUUCCCAUACGACUACGCCACGAGCGAGUACGGCAUGAAGCUGAAUCUCACCACCUGCUUCAUCGACUUCAUGUGCUUCCUGGGCCUGGCGACGGACAGGAAGAGGGCCUCCCGGGACAUAGUGCAGGCCCGGGUACAGCGCACGGGCGACGCGAGCAUUCGAAGUGGCUAAGAGGGCCAGCCAGAGGUAGAAAGCGAGGGGGAGAGAGGGAGAAACAAAACGGCCUGCAUCAACAGAACCGUCAUCAAAAAGGACGUCAAAAAUCCUGAUUGUGUGUUUUUUGAUCAUUGUUUUAGGAGCCGUGUGUCUUUUUGUGUAGCUACAUCCAACCGCCACGAUAACAUCGCAUUCUGUUGAUAUUCAUACAUUACUCUCGUGUCUACGAAUAUCCAAAAUAUGAAAAGAAGGUUUACCCCAUUUAAAAGUGUGACACUUUUAUUCAUCCUGACUUUGUUGGGUUGAAGCGGAAAACAAAAGAAAGUGUAGAGGAGGAUGACAAUCCAUGAGCUCUAUUCCAGAAUAACCGCUGCUAUGGACCGCUCAAACACACAUACACACAUACACACACACACACACACACACAGCCCCGGUUAAACGGGGAUGGUGAUAACGUUGCAAACGGCAAUCCGUAAUGAAAUCUCUAAAAGAGUAAUGGGAGUAGCUUCAGUUUCAACCCUUGGCUACGUCUCCCUUAGCACUUUGUAGUAUUCUGUCGCGACAACGCAAUUCGCAACAGUUAAAUCGGUUGCCACAGAUGAGUUUACUAGUUGCCAGAUAGUAGAGAACCAAAAAAUGUGACUGAGAAUAUUCCCCUUUGUCUCGUGUGGCGCUUAAUUUGGACACAUUAGCCCUGGGAUUGACUACAAUCGGUGUGUACAGUGUUUCAGUGUCAAAUAUACUGUAUAACUUGCAGUGACAUUAUAGUGGGGAACAUACGGCUAUACUGUUUAGAGACGCUAUAUACACAGUGAUGUAAGCAAACGAAUACUUUUUCCAAUACCUUCAGUAUAUUGGGUAACUUGUAUACUGAAGUUGUCGUCAUAGCGUAGAGUAAACCAUUCAAAUAUAUUCCUUUACAACUCCCCUGAUAUAUUUCAAACGGAAAUCAGUUACCUAGGAAGAACGAUCUUUUCAAUCGGUUACACACUUUUUUUUUUUGUGUAAGGCUAAGUCUGCGACAGUUUUCUCCAAAACAACGGGAAAGAUGUGACAAAUGUCCAACAUUCUAACUGCCAUUCCUUGACAAUCUCUGACGUCAAGGGUUGCUUUGUUACUCGUACGGGCAGAUUCCGACGGGCUUCAAUCUGCUAAGGCUACGAAAUAUGCCAUGGUCUUCAGAACGUGCCAAUUGUUGACGUGUUUUUUAUUUUUUUCUUCAUCUCAUGCACAUGUGGCCCAUCUAUAUCAGAGUGUGGGUUUUCUAUCGCUUCUGCGCUAUAAUAUCUUAUAGGAGGGUUUUUGGAAGUUUGGUAGUUUGUUGCUUUGCUUUAUUCAAGACUUGUCUCGUUCCUGGCUAAGAAAAAAAAUAUUCUAUAUAUCUAAUGUAUGGAUAUAUAUUGAUUUCUUUAUGUAGUAUACGGCAUGGGGCGGAAUGACCCUGUGUUUUGGGGUCCUGUAGCAGACGGUUAUGUAACAGUUCUGGUGUCUCAAAAUGAUGUGCUGUGCAUGGAAUACAUGUUGUGGUGCACUUACCUUAACCUAGCGAUUUUUAGUGGCGAAAAACCCCUAAAGAACCAAAAGCAUAGCUUUUGGAUAAUCAGAAACUGUUUUGCUUUGGUUUUCUUUGUAUGCCAAUGCCUGGUUUCCCCUUUCGGUGUCUUUUGCUCGGUUGAUUGUCCUGAAAAGAAUUUGUGACGCGUUUCUAUAUUUCAUCUUAAUAUCUGGUUGUACGCUGGGCUUGAAUGCAUAUUCAUUUAUUUAUUUUGUUGCCUGUUUUGGUUAAGUUAUUGUAUGUCCAUGAGGAAGAAAUAUAUUCAUUUAAAAAGGCGGAAACAAAACUGCUUUCUGAAAUGUUAAUAUUUUCCUUAACUAUAUUGAAUUCUAUUGAAUAAGAGCCUGAUAUGAUGCCUAAAAAGUCAGGAUAAAGCCUAAUGCCUUAUGACUUACAUCCAUUCCUGAUCUGUUUUGUAAUCCUGUCAAUUAUGAUAAAAGUGCAACUUUAUAAAGCAAAUCAGAAGGUUUGAUUUUACAAUCUUAACACCUCACUUAACUCCUACCUACCACACAAGCAUUUCAAUACAAGUGUAAGAAGUUUUAAGUAAUGGCAAAACGAAAUCACUUUUAGUAGCUGGUGUUCAUUUCAGAAUUUAAACAAGAUACGGAUUGGUGACCAGCAGUGAAUGUUUACCUUGGUGUUUUGUAAGUCAUUAAACUUAGUGGUCCUGACCGGUUUGUUCUAGUACAGGUAUAGCUGCAUAAAUGCAGUGUUAUUUUUUCGGGGAACUAUCAUAGAAAGUACUAAAACUUAACAAGCCACAAGCCAUCCAAACAUCGAUUGCUGUUCAGAACUGUUUGACACGAUACAUCAUUCAUGGACUGCUGAGGAGGCACAAGGAUCUUCUGAAUGACAUGUGAAAUAUAAAUAUAUUCUGAAAUAAAAAAAUACACUGUAUUUUCAUUACUCUUCC
Molecule: messenger RNA, 3653 nt
Organism: Gadus morhua (Atlantic cod)
Lineage: Eukaryota; Metazoa; Chordata; Actinopteri; Gadiformes; Gadidae
Gene: scd
Product: stearoyl-CoA desaturase (delta-9-desaturase)
Exons: 6
Coding region: 208-1197 (329 amino acids)
Biological process (GO): monounsaturated fatty acid biosynthetic process; response to fatty acid; unsaturated fatty acid biosynthetic process
Cellular component (GO): endoplasmic reticulum membrane
Molecular function (GO): stearoyl-CoA 9-desaturase activity; iron ion binding; palmitoyl-CoA 9-desaturase activity
Source: RefSeq, a predicted model, not a curated record